Xenopus laevis (African clawed frog) is the source of this 1077-nucleotide messenger RNA. It is a transcript of the gene hsd17b3.L, whose product is annotated as hydroxysteroid (17-beta) dehydrogenase 3 L homeolog. The record is from RefSeq and is a predicted model, not a curated record. Bases 67 to 981 code for a protein of 304 amino acids. The transcript is spliced from 11 exons. NCBI's taxonomy places the organism in Eukaryota, Metazoa, Chordata, Amphibia, Anura, Pipidae. Gene Ontology annotation, biological process: lipid biosynthetic process. Gene Ontology annotation, molecular function: very-long-chain 3-oxoacyl-CoA reductase activity; steroid dehydrogenase activity, acting on the CH-OH group of donors, NAD or NADP as acceptor; oxidoreductase activity. Gene Ontology annotation, cellular component: endoplasmic reticulum; endoplasmic reticulum membrane.
AGUAACUGCAGUGAGCGAGAGGCUAAAUAACAGACCGGACCUUGCUAAUCCCUGGAUUUCUUUGUCAUGGAGCAAUUUCUCUUUGUAGUGGGAUUUAUUACUUGUCUCUACAUCACAAUCAGGUUUUUUGGAUUUCUAAUGUAUCUGUUUCAACACCUUUGGGGAGUUUUGCCUCAGUCUUUCUUUCAAUCAAUGGGAGAAUGGGCAGUUGUCACUGGUGCUGGAGAUGGUAUUGGCAAGGCAUAUUCAACUGAGCUUGCAAAUCAUGGGAUGAAUAUUGUAAUGAUCAGCCGAACACUCGAGAAAAUGCAGGCAGUUGCUCUGGAUAUUGAACAGUCUACUGGAAAAAAUGUCAAGAUUAUUCAGGCUGAUUUCACAAAAGACAAUAUAUAUGAACAUAUUGAAGAAAGUCUGAAAGGUUUGAAGAUAGGAAUUCUAGUUAACAAUGUUGGAAUGUUACAUAAUCCUGACCCAUGCCGGUUUCUCUCUGGACCUGAUAAUGACAAGAAUGUAGUUAACUGCAAUAUCACUUCUACUAUAAAGAUGACAAGAAUUAUAUUACAGCAAAUGGAAAAAAGAAAAAUGGGGCUUAUUCUGAACAUCUCAUCUGCAGUUGGGCGCUUCCCUUGUCCACUGUAUGCUGUUUAUUCCGCUUCCAAAGCUUUUGUAACGACCUUCUCUAAAGCACUUCAAGCAGAGUAUAAAUCUAAAGGAAUCAUCAUACAGGCAAUCACACCUUAUGGUGUUUCCACUCCAAUGACAAGAAAUGCAAGGACAAAUGCCAUAACUAAAUGUCCAAUUGACUUUGUUAGGCAGUCAUUAAAUUGUGUUACCAUUGGCGAUGAGACCUUUGGCUGCUUUGCACAUGCAGUUCUGGGCUGCAUCAUGGACUGUAUUCCUUUGUGGGUGAUCCACAGUACUGCAGUACAAGAUAAGUUCCUGCAUUGGUUUAAUAGAAAAGAAAAUUUGAAAAAAAUUUAAGAGAUUUGUCUAAAUAAUUUGGGCCAUAUUUAUAUACCUAUACAAGGGGUAGUUCACCUUUAAGUUAUGUUAUGGAAUGACCAGUUCUUAGCAACU